AACCCUCUCCUCUUCUCACUUCCUCUUCUGAUGAUGCAGCUCUCCUUCAUCACCAUUAUCACACGCUCCAUUCAUCUCCUUCUCAAGCCCUUCGGCCAACCCUCCAUUGUUUCCCAGAUUCUGGGUGGUGUGAUUCUAGGUCCUUCAAUUCUUGGGCACAACUCGGUAUUUGCAUCAAAAGUGUUUCCAACCAGAGGCAGAACUGUGCUUGACACCUUAUCAGUUUUCGGUUUCAUGCUCUUUAUCUUCCUGAUUGGAGUGAAGAUGGACCCAACCAUGGUCCUAAAAUCAGGAAGAAAGGCCUUAGCUAUAGGAGUUUUAGGCUUCUUUGUACCUUAUGCAUUGGCAGGAGUAGCCGCCCUCAUCAUCAACCAAUGCUUCUCUUUGGAUCAUGAUGUUACGAGUAUUCUUCCCCUUAUAGUGGCAUUACAGUCCAUGACGUCCUUCCCAGUUAUUGCAUGCUUUCUUACAGAGCUCAAGAUCCUAAAUUCAGAGAUUGGACGGCUUGCCUCAUCUUCUUCAAUAAUAUGUGAUGUGCUCCACUGGUCCAUUUUGUCACUGAGGUUCGUUUCUAAGAAGUUGAUGAAUGCGGGUGUGAUUCUGUUGGUUGUUUUUGUUUCUUUCGUUGGGAAGAUCAUAGGAACAAUAUUACCCCCGCUCUUCUGCAGGAUGCCAUUCCGAGAUGCCCUCUCUCUUGCGCUUAUCAUGAACUCCAAAGGCAUUCUCGAACUUGCCAUGCUGACUAAUUGGAAGAAAGACAAGGUGGACGAAAUGGCAGUGGAGCUAGGGUGUAGGGUGGGGCAGCUGCCUGCAGUCUACCUGGGGCUACCACUGGGGGCGCCAAAUAAGGCCACUUCCGUGUGGGAUGGGGUGGAAGAGAGAGUGAGGAGGAGACUUGCCAUUUGGAAACGCUAA
This is a messenger RNA of Vitis riparia (riverbank grape), 915 nucleotides long. RefSeq names its product cation/H(+) antiporter 15-like. Bases 31 to 915 code for a protein of 294 amino acids. The record is from RefSeq and is a predicted model, not a curated record. The transcript has 4 exons. Gene Ontology annotation, cellular component: endomembrane system; membrane. Gene Ontology annotation, biological process: proton transmembrane transport; regulation of pH. Gene Ontology annotation, molecular function: antiporter activity. Lineage: Eukaryota; Viridiplantae; Streptophyta; Magnoliopsida; Vitales; Vitaceae.